AGCCCGUCCCGGGGCCCCGCGAGGAUGCAGCCGCGUGGGGAGUGGGCGCUGCUCCUGCUGGGGGUCGGCAGCCUCCUCGCCGCCAAAGUGAACAAACACAAGCCAUGGAUUGAAACCUCUUACCAUGGAGUUAUUACUGAAAACAACGAUACAGUUAUUUUGGAUCCCCCACUUGUUGCUUUGGAUAAAGAUGCCCCUAUUCCCUACGCAGGUGAAAUCUGUGCUUUUAAAAUCCAUGGACAGGAAAUGCCCUUUGAAGCCAUAGUGCUAAAUAAGACAUCUGGAGAAGGUCGCCUUCGAGCACGAAGUCCAAUUGACUGUGAACUACAGAAGGAGUACACAUUCAUCAUUCAGGCAUAUGACUGUGGCGCAGGGCCUAGUGGAACAAACUGGAAGAAAUCUCACAAGGCUGUGGUUCAUAUCCAGGUUAAGGAUGUCAAUGAAUUUGCACCCACAUUUAAAGAAGCAUCCUACAAGGCCACUGUGACAGAGGGAAAAAUCUAUGACAGCAUAUUACAGGUCGAAGCCAUGGACGAGGAUUGUUCUCCUCAGUACAGCCAGAUCUGUAAUUAUGAAAUUGUCACAACAAAUGUUCCAUUUGCCAUCGACAGGAACGGUAACAUCAGAAAUACUGAAAAACUGAGUUAUGACAAACAGCACCAGUAUGAGAUAAUGGUAACCGCUCUUGAUUGUGGGCAGAAACGUGCAACUGAAGAUGUCUUGGUGCGAGUUGAAGUCAAGCCUGUGUGUAAACCUGGAUGGCAAGAUUGGAAUAAACGUAUUGAGUAUAAGCCUGGCUCUGGGAGUAUACCUUUAUUUCCCAGCAUUCAUCUGGAGACUUGUGAUGGACCAGUUUCUUCCAUUCAGACCGUUAUUGAACUGCAGACCAACUACAUUGGAAAGGGCUGUGAUCGUGAGACAUAUUCUGAAAAGUCUCUACAAAAAUUAUGUGGAGCAUCGUCAGGUGCCAUUGACUUGUUACCCACUCCCAGUGCAGCAACUAACUGGACAGCUGGCCUUUUGAUAGACAGUAAUGACAUGAUUUUUAAAUUUGAUGGAAAGCAAGGAGCCAAAAUCCCGGAUGGAAUUGUACCAAAGAAUUUAACUGAUCAAUUCACCAUUACUAUGUGGAUGAAACAUGGCCCAAGUCCUGGAUUAAGAGCAGAGAAAGAAACUAUUCUGUGUAAUUCAGAUAAGACAGAAAUGAAUCGGCACCACUAUGCUCUUUAUGUACACAAUUGUCGACUUGUGUUCCUGUUGCGUAAAGAUUUUGAUCAAGCGGAUACUUUCCGUCCUGCAGAAUUCCAUUGGAAGCUUGACCAGAUAUGUGAUAAAGAAUGGCACUACUAUAUCGUCAACGUUGAGUUUCCAGUAGUUACCUUGUAUAUGGAUGGCACAACAUAUGAACCUUAUCUUGUAACUAAUGACUGGCCAAUUCAUCCAUCACAUAUAGCAAUGCAACUAACGGUUGGUGCUUGUUGGCAAGGUGGUGAAGUCACUAAACCCAGAUUUGCUCAGUAUUUCCAUGGCAGCCUUGCUAGCCUCACUAUCCGACCAGGCAAAAUUGAAAGUCAGAAAGUGAUUUCCUGUUUGCAGGCCUGCAAGGAAGGUCUGGAUAUUAACUCCCUGGAGAGUCUUGGCCAAGGAAUAAAGUAUCACUUCAAUCCUUCUCAGUCAGUACUUGUUAUGGAAGGGGAUGACAUUGAGAAUAUAAAUCAAGCUCUCCAAAAGGUCUCCUAUAUCAACUCAAGACAGUUUCCUACUUCAGGCAUUCGCCGUCUUAAAGUCUCAUCUAAAGUCCAAUGUUUUGGUGAAGAUAUCUGCAUUAGUAUCCCAGAUAUAGAUGCCUAUGUAAUGGUGUUUCAGGCCAAGGAGCCCAAGAUUACAAUAAGUGGAAUGGAUCAUUUUGCAAGACCGGCUACACAAUUUGAAAAUGAGAGAGGUGUGAAUCUCUUACCAGAUAUCAGAAUUGUCAGCACAGUCACCAAAGUGGAACAUCCUCCUGACUUUAAAGAAACUACGGAUAGAGUCCACAAGCCAGUCAUGUUAGAAGAAAUGCACCACAAUUUGGAUUUUUGUGACAUUUUGGUAAUUGGGGCAGAACUGGACCCAAAGCAGGAGUGUUUGGAAUUGGAUCGGAAAGAACUGGAAGGAAAACACUUAGAUGCUACAAACUCUACUGCAGGGUAUUCAAUAUAUGGUGUGGACACGAUGAAAAACUAUGAGCAGGUAUUGCAACAGGUUCGCUAUCGUAACUGGCAUACAUCUUCCAUCUUUGAUAGGAAGUUUAGAAUCAAGUGCUCGGAGUUGAAUGGGCGUUAUACCAGCAACGAAUUUAAUUUAGAGGUUAAUAUUCUACACAAUUCCAACUCUAAUAUUAUGGAAUAUGUAAAUCAUAUGGUAAUACAGCCACAAUUUAUCCAAUCUAUACAUCGCCCAGAGGAAAGCAUAAACAGUAUUCAUGGCUCAGUACUUCCAAGUGUGGCUACAAUUGUCAUAGUAAUCUGUGUCAGCAUUCUAGUCUUCAUUGUUGCUUUGGGGGCAUAUAGAAUUCGGUCAGCUUACCAACAUAGUUCAAAGGAAAAUGAAGGCAGUAAAGAAAAUGAAAUGGAUUGGGAUGAUUCAGCUCUGACCAUCACUGUCAAUCCUAUGGAGAAAUAUGAAGAGCCUCGUCAUGCAGAAGAAGAAAGUGAAGAGGAGGAAGAAGUAGAAGAUGAAGAAGAUGAUACAACCAGUGCUGAGUCAGAUGAAAGUGAAGAAGAGGAGGAGGAAGAGGAAGAAGCCAUUGGAAACAAGCAAAACAAACAGAAUACCACCAGGCAAGAUCAGCUGGAGUGGGAUGAUUCAACACUACCUUACUAGAAACCUUUAGUCCUAUUGAUUGCUCCUUUUGUAAACACCAUGUAUUUCUGAGUCAAUCCUACUGAGUCAAUCCUACUCUGGAUCUAUGAAUUAAUUGACAGGAUUUAACUCUUAUAGACUAAAGAUGAUAGAAUUGCAUAGCCUGAAUUUGAUGUAGUUGUAUCAAACUGCUUCAGAUAGUUCUUCCUUUCUAAUGUAAGGGUAAUGGCACCUGGUAAAGCACAGGGUACAACCAUUAGUGUGUCACCAGUAAUAACAGCAACAAUCUGAAGCCAGCUUCACCCAUACAUGGAAGCCCCUGUGACCUUCUGAAUACAAAUAUGCAAAAGU
Molecule: messenger RNA, 3192 nt
Organism: Euleptes europaea (tarantolino)
Lineage: Eukaryota; Metazoa; Chordata; Lepidosauria; Squamata; Sphaerodactylidae
Gene: CLSTN2
Product: calsyntenin 2
Exons: 17
Coding region: 25-2862 (945 amino acids)
Biological process (GO): homophilic cell-cell adhesion; positive regulation of synapse assembly; positive regulation of synaptic transmission
Cellular component (GO): postsynaptic membrane; cell surface
Molecular function (GO): kinesin binding; calcium ion binding; X11-like protein binding
Source: RefSeq, a predicted model, not a curated record